Oryctolagus cuniculus (rabbit) is the source of this 2240-nucleotide messenger RNA. RefSeq names its product ARF like GTPase 11 (gene ARL11). Gene Ontology annotation, molecular function: GTP binding; GTPase activity. The record is from RefSeq and is a predicted model, not a curated record. Lineage: Eukaryota; Metazoa; Chordata; Mammalia; Lagomorpha; Leporidae.
GAAAAAGGAGAAGCAGCGGCCAGGCCAUUUACUCUGUGUCCCGCUCCGGGAACUCCUCGGACCGGCAGCAAGCAGCUGUACGGGAGAAGCGAGCCUCAGAGGAGGACGUUCUGCCACACCUAAUCAGAACACGCAGGACUUGGUAGGAGCCACCAUGGGUGCUAUGAGUCCCAGAGGCCACAAGGCAGAACCCCAGGUGGUGAUGAUGGGCCUGGACUCGGCGGGCAAGACCACGCUGCUGUACAAGCUGAAGGGCCACCAGCAGGUGGAGACCCUGCCCACCGUGGGUUUUAACGUGGAGCCUCUCGAAGCUCCAGGGAACCUGUCACUGACUCUCUGGGACGUCGGGGGCCAGACGCAGCUCAGGGCCAGCUGGAAGGACCAUCUGGAAGGCACAGACACCCUCGUGUACGUGCUGGACAGCACGGACGAAGCCCGCUUGCCGGAGGCUGUGGCUGCACUCACCGAGGUCCUGGACGACCCCAGCAUGGCCGGCGUCCCCUUCCUGGUGCUGGCCAACAAGCAGGAGGCGCCCGACGCUCUUCCGCUGCUGGAGAUCAGGAGCAGGCUGGGCCUGGAGCGAUUCCAGGACCACCGUUGGGAGCUCCAGGCCUGCAGUGCCCUCACUGGGGAGGGACUGUCUGAGGCCCUGAAGAGCCUGCAGCGCCUCCUGAAACCCCGCAGCCACCUGUGUCCCCUGUGAGAGCCACAGGAGGGAGAGAGGGGAGGGCAAGAGAGCCCUAGCAGCCCAGAGCUUGGCUCAUGCAAACCAGAAAAACCAGCCACUCCAUGAGACCCUUAAGCUCUGUUUAUCAAAGAAAUCCUUCUGUUCUUGGACAGGAUAUUGGAUAUUUCUGGGUGGUGCUUAUGUUGCGAAUCAACUAUUCUUUGAAUAAGGAUGCAAUAAGAAGGAACAAAGAAACGGCACAGAUUUCACUGAACAGCUCAUUGCCAAGUGCAAGUGAAGCAACAAGGGGUUACAGAAAAGAUACCCACGUCCACACAGGAAAAAGCAUUUCCAAAUCAGAUUUGCUCAUCAUCAGGACAGGAUCUCUUUCGAGAUAUGUGAUUUCCCCGGUGGCCUUCGGGCAUGUGUCGCUGUGGCUGUGACUGCGAGUAGCCAGAGCCAGCAACAGAGCAGGUAAAGUCUGCUCCCACGAGCUUUGCCUUUAGAAGCUCCCGUGGAGCUCAGCCCCCGGGCAAGGGGCUGGGAGCCAAGGCCUCCCCAAACUACCCUCUUCUCUCUCCCUGAUGGGCCCUUCCUUACCCUUGGUCAACCCUUCAUUUCCACGGUGUAGCACAUAUCUCUCCUUAAAUAUCAGUUUAAUCAAUCAUUUCAUUCAUGUAUUCAGUUAAUCAAAAAGUAUGUAGAGCAUUUAACUCCUGGAUAUGAACCAGGUGUUUUCAAUGAGACCUUGAGUUCCAAACACAUGGAGACAGCUGCGCCUUCUCUUAUGUUAUUGGCAGAAGCAGGGAGAGUUGAACCCAGCCUCCUAGAAGGGUGUGGGGCUCCUUCUCUGCCUAGGAUCCCAGGAGCUUUUAAAGUUAGCUGUAGGAGGUUAUGCUUUGGGCCAUUUUUCUAGGGUCAUGGGCCCACAUUUUUUCAUCUGACUUUCAAAGACAUCUGUUUUUCCCAUGGGUUAAGAAUCACUAAUCUGGUUUUCUCCCACAUCCAACCCUGGAAUAUUUUCUGUAACCUGUUUGUUUUUUAGUGAUAAAGAACUGUCAGGGGGCUGGCGCUGUGGCUCAGCGGGUUAAAGCCCUGGCCUGAAGCACCGGCAUCCCAUAUGGGCACCAGUUCUAGUCCUGGUUGCUCUUCUUCCGAUCCAGCUCUCUGCUAUAGCUUGGGAAAGCAGUAAAAGAUGGUCCAAGUCCUUGGGCCCCUUGCACCCACAUGGGAAACCUGGAAGAAGCUCCUGGCUCCUGGCUUCGGAUCGGCUCAGUUCUGGCCGUUGUGGCCAUCUGGGGAGUGAACCAGUGGAUGGAAGACCUCUCUCUCUUUCUCUACCUCUCUCUGUAACUCUGUCUUUCAAAUAAAUAAAAUAAAUAUUUAAAAAAAAACUGUCAUUGGCACCUGUUGUCAUGUCAAACGGCUCUACAUGUUGACUAUUCCUUCUGAUCCUAGGUUAAAACCAGCCUCCUUACAGCUCCUGGCAGUAACAAAGCAAAAAUGGGCCCUCAAAGCCCUCUGACACCUGAGACCUGCCAGGCCCCUCUCUACCCAAACUCUUCCGUUCCAA